AUGACAGAACCUAUUUGUGAAGAUGAAGGCUUGCUGCAGGAGUGGUCACCUCUGACUCAACUUCUGCAGCAUAUUCCUUUAAAGAUUCAAAAGGGUUUAUUUUCGCAAAAUUUAAACUUAACAUGUUUAGAUGUUAUUUCCGACUACAUUGUGCUGGGAACUAAUUUAAGUAUAGUUUACUGGUACUGUAGGGAAAGUGGUGAUUUGCAAAGACUACGCCUGGAGAAUUCUAAUUGUGAAAUAACUUGUGUUAAAGUUGUUUCAACUGUUGAGUAUAUGGUAGCUGCUGGAACUAAUCAGGGUAUAGUAACUGUUUUUCAAAUACCCAAGCAGGUACCUAAAGCAGUUCCUAAUGCAUUGAAGCCCAAAAAUAAACAAAUUGAAAGAUUUACAAUCAAUGGCCUGCAUAAUGCUCCUAUAACAAACAUUGAAUGGAGUCAAAAUGGAAUGAAAUUAUUCAGUGGAGAUAAAAAUGGUGUUGUAGUUCUUACUGAAAUUGAUUUUGCCAUGCAUUUAACUAAAUCAGCAGAACUAUUGAAUGAGCAUUUUGAAAUUACUCAAUUAAGUUAUAACCAACAAAGUCUGUUGAUCUCGACAAUAUUUAGAUCUGUAAUAUGUGAUGGCACUAAAAAUUGGGAAAUUUGUCAAGUAGGAACAAAAGAAAGGAAAAUUCUUGGAAAAUUUGGUGCUACAUUUUGCAAAUUUGAACAUGGUGUAGUUUUAUAUGCUUGUAGACCAGGGUACCGUUUAUGGCUGUCAGAUAAGAGUGGAGUGGUCCAACAGACUCUUAUAUUUAAAUCUGCACUUCAGUCAACCUGUCCGAAAAUUCAAAUUAUAAAUCCUGUAAACAAAAAAGAGCCUUAUGAUACUGGUUUUGGAAAAAUAAUACAAUUUGGAGACAACAAAUUAAUAGCUUACAAUUCUGAAGUUUUAUAUGUUUUACAUCCUGGAGCUGUCAGUGUUGUUUCUGUUUUAUGCAAUGUGCGAAAAAUUUUAGAUUUAGCAGUUAAUGAAAAUGAAAUUUUUGUUCUCGAAGGAGAGAGAAGUUUAUUAAGAAUCAGUCCAGUACCUGAUAAGCAUUCGACAGAUAUGCUGUAUAAUUCAAUGUCUAGAAAAGCCUUUAAUUUAGAUGAUUUUGCUGCUAAAAUUAAAGACACUGCAGUGGGAUCAAUCAAAAAAAUUACCAAAGAUUUAAUUACAAUACCUGAAGAUUCUGGGUUGAGUUGUAAAAAAUUAAUAGUAAUUUUUUUUUUUAGUUCGUCACCCAAUUCUCCUCCUACAGUAGCUGAUGAAGCAGUUGAAUUACCGCCAAUUGUUCCUUUGCCAAACGGAAUGAUGCCUAGUCUUUUUCCCGAAAAUGUUGAAGUGCACUCUUCAAUUCCCAAUAAUAGUUGGUCAAAUAAUACCUUUUCAAAUAAUAGUAAACCUGAAAGUGUUGACAAUAAAGUUUCAAACACGUUAUUUAAUCAUGACUGUCACGAAGAAAUUAUUUUUAGGCCUUUAAGGAAGAAGCGCAAUAAAAAACCGAAAAAUUUGUUAAAUUCUUUAGUUUUAGAAUCUGAAUCGGAUACUACGAGUACCGUUAGCGACGAUAGGUUAACUUGGGGUAUCGCCAACGAUUUAUCAUUAUCAGAAGAAUCUGGUAUCAGUCAGUCUCAAUCAAGUUUUUCGGUGCUGCGUGAUAUACCAGCAUUGGUUCAAUCGGGAACUGGAACAAACAAAGGACCAGGAGUAGAAGAAAUUAUUUCAGUAGCUGAUAAUAAAUCUCAAACUUCUCUAGACACGUGUGAAAGUGUUUCCGAGCAAUUACCAUCGUCGGAAAAAUUUCGCAUCGAGCAGGAAAAAGUUUUUGCACAACUUGCAAACAGACCAUUCGUGUUGACAACAACAACAACCAACAGUGAAAAAACGGACAACAUGUCGGUGUCUUUUAACAUGACCACUUCAAGCAGUGUUUCCAGCAAAUUAAGCGAAAAUGUGGCAUCCCCAAGUGAAUACUCUGAUAAUUCAAGCAUGGUUUUGGGAACGAAAACGUCAGAAUCACAAACACCUGAUAAUUUUUUAAAUGAUGAUCAUCACCAUUCUCCCGAGAAUAUAAACCUCUGUCCGUCCAAUAGUAAUUUUCAAAACUGUAAUAAUUUAAGUAACAAUGAAAAAAAAAAUUUCGAUUUAAUUCAAAGUACAAGUUCUCAACCUUGUCACGAAUUAAAUGACGAGACAAAAAAUGAUAAAUUAAUAGCUCAAGAAAAACAUUUGGAUAGAAUUGAAAGUUCAGAAAAACUAACACUAGCGGAUCAGUUUUUUACUUCCGGUAAAAAUACAAGUAAUGUAGAAAAUAGAAAACGAGAAAAAAAGGAAAAUUCUGAUUACUCCUCGACCACCGAACAUUUGACCUACGGCCCACCAAGCGGAAGUAGUUUGUUAAGUUCGCAACCUUCUUCCGAUUACUCAUCUAUGUCGAACCAAACUUUAAAGCAGCAAAUACAAGAUUUUUCCGAUCAUUGGCCUCUACACAAAACUCCAGAAUCGAUGGUUAAUCUCGCCGUUUGUAAAAACUAUGGUCUUUGCGUAGAUGCCAACGACCAAGUGUAUUAUUCGGAUCUUUCUGGUCUCGCCUUAAAUUGGAUUCUUUUAGAUUUCAAAGCGUCUGCCAUUUCUGUAUCCUACGAUGGAUCAGUCGUUUGGUUAAUGCAUAAGAAAUCCGUUCACAGAUUGAAAAAUCAUUCGGAAAAAAAUCCUAUUUCAAACGAAACAGAAGAAAUUUCAUCCAACGCUUUGGCUUUUGCCGUUGAUCAAAAGACCAAUGACGGUUACAUAAUCACACCGAACGGGAAAAUUAUGCAUUAUCGCCAUUCGGUGGACGACGACAACGACAAUAACCAAGAAGAAGAAAUAUUUUGUCAUCAUUUUGUGACGGAUAUUGUAUGUUGGAAUGGUACGAUUGUCGUUUUAACGGAAAAUCAACAAUUGUUAUAUAAGUCGUCGUCCGAUAAAAGUUUCAAGAAUCUGUCGACGCCGAAGCCUCACAUCAAUAGUAUAUCAAUGGGACCCGACAAUCUUCUUUGGAUAGUAGACGAAAAAAAUUUAAUUUAUUUUUCCGAUAAUUAUUUCGAAGACAAUUCUCUUUGGUGGCAGAUUCAAAUUAGCGAUUACAUAUUUAGCAAUUCGUCUGCAACAUUUCAAAAUCUCUACAGUAAAAUAAAGUUGAACAGUUUGAAGGGGAACGUUCAUUGCAAAAACACGUACAUAACGUCGAAUGAAAAUUCAAUUUGGAUUUAUGAAAAAUUCGCUUCGACGACGAGAAUAAAUAAAACCGAUUUUACAGGCUACAAGUGGGACGAGAUUUUUUCCAAGCCGGCCAUGUCCACCAUUCCGUGGCAAGCCAUAUGUGCCGAAGGAGUUUUCGAAGACAAAGGUCACGUUUGGCUUUUAUUAACGGAUGGAAAUAUUUUUUGCCAUUCCCCCAAUUCAAAUGAUUUCCAGGCGAUUUCCGUACCUUGCGAUGAUGACGUCAUAUGUUUAGCAUCCUCUACGGACACGCUUUGGGUUUUGUCAGAAAGCGGAAGAUUAUAUUCGAGAUUAGGAUUGUCCGAGAGUAAUCUGUUUGGAAAUUCAUGGAGAGAAUUGAAGUUACCGCAAAUCGAUAAUUUAAAAUUGGUUUGGGUGUCGUGCGGAUGUGACGUUGCUUGGGGUUGCGACGUACUGGGAAGAACGUUCAUCACGAUCGGAUCUCCUCAUCAUAUGGCGACCAACAUAUUUGAUGCCGCUUGGUUGGAAGUCGAAGGAAAGCCCAAAGGAGUUCAUUUUAAAAAAGUUUUUGUCGGACCUCAACUUUACAUGGUUUGGGCUUUAGAUUCGAAAGGAAAUUUAUUCGUACGAGAAGGGAUAUUUUCUCAUUAUCAAAUAGGAACAAGUUGGGUGUACGUGGGCGGCAUCGAAGCAAUUCACGUUUCAAUUUCCGGUACUUCCGUUUGGGCUUUGGGAACAGACGGACGGAUUUACCGCCGAUGCGGAAUAUCGGAUAAAAAUUACAUCGGAGAUUUUUGGAAAAGCAUUCCGGGAGAUUUUAAAAUGAUGACAAGUUCAUUUACCGACGACCUUUGGGGCGUGACGCAAGAAAACAAAAUAAUGAAAUUGGAAUAUUACAUCAAAACCUUAGACAAAAAAGAUGGAAACGGUAAAGAAAUACAAUCGGAAGAUGUCAGCUGGGAUGUGCCGUUAAAAGCUAAUCUAAAGCUAUUAGCUUAA
Messenger RNA from Pediculus humanus corporis (human body louse), 4248 nucleotides. RefSeq lists its product as uncharacterized. NCBI's taxonomy places the organism in Eukaryota, Metazoa, Arthropoda, Insecta, Psocodea, Pediculidae. The coding region runs from base 1 to 4248 and encodes 1415 amino acids. The transcript has 16 exons. Gene Ontology annotation, molecular function: protein binding. The record is from RefSeq and is a predicted model, not a curated record.